Apis mellifera (honey bee) is the source of this 12007-nucleotide messenger RNA. It is a transcript of the gene CaMKII, whose product is annotated as calcium/calmodulin-dependent protein kinase II. NCBI's taxonomy places the organism in Eukaryota, Metazoa, Arthropoda, Insecta, Hymenoptera, Apidae. Gene Ontology annotation, cellular component: cytoplasm; neuron projection. Bases 936 to 2870 code for a protein of 644 amino acids. The record is from RefSeq and is a predicted model, not a curated record. Gene Ontology annotation, biological process: protein phosphorylation. The transcript has 19 exons. Gene Ontology annotation, molecular function: ATP binding; calcium/calmodulin-dependent protein kinase activity; calmodulin binding.
AUCUCGUGUUUAUGUCGGACAUGCGGAAUCGAGUCAGUGCGCGGUAUCCCGUCUAACCAGCGACGGUAUGCAACUACUUUCGAUUAUUCGUAGCGUGAGAACGUAAAAAAAAUCGGUGUCAGUUUUAUUUGUUCGAUAUUACAAGAAACGAUCAUAAUUUCAUCAAUACGAGUUUAUUUUUUGAUGGAUUGUAUUUAUCACGUGGAAAUAAAUAUUCUUUCGGAAACUACGCUGCUGCGUAAAGUUGCGCGACGAUCGUUGCGUUGACGAGGGGAAAAAAAAAAAAAAAAAAAAAAAAUAAUAAAUAACGGAAUAGAAAGUAAAUUAUACGUGAAGCGUGAUCUUAAAAAGUUAGCCGCGUGAUCGAGCAUAAUUCCAGGUGCUAAAUUUAAAUGUGUUGCUUCGAUCCCCUUGGGUUAUUUCAUCUAGGUUGGCUGCGCUCGAACGGUUCGCUAGCAAAGCUCUAUCAUCAGCCCUGCCAGCAGUGGUCUCAUUGUUGAUCGUCGUUACCAGGUAUAUACGUAGUCGUGGUCGCCAUUGCCGGCAGUAGUGGCACUGUGAACACCGCCUGCGCCAUCGCGAGCUACCACCACUACGCGAGUCAGUCGACAGUCUGCCGGCGAGCAGUGCGGACGCGUCGUGGAAGGAUUUAGUUAUCGUUGCUCGCAAGUAUUUGCUGGCACGACCGCGAUUUGCCCCACCGUCGGUGCCACGGUAACACGGUUCCCGCGGACAAAACCAUUUCCCCUCUGCCCGGCCCGACGACCCUCCCUCCCGUCGGUUACCCGGUGUUCUACCAGCGCCGCGGCAGUUCCCCUCUAUUGAUCGAAUUUGACCUGCGAAGUUUCCCCUAGCGUGUGCAGUAGUGGCGGCCGGCAGUGGCUCUCGCGCUUACGUUCCUCGGUUAGUGCGGUAAAUAAUCGCGAUACCUCGGCAUGGCUACUCCGACCGCUUGCACGCGGUUUAGUGACAAUUAUGAGCUCAAAGAGGAACUGGGCAAGGGUGCCUUCUCCGUGGUUCGACGAUGCGUUCAGAAGAGCACUGGUCACGAAUUCGCUGCGAAGAUCAUAAACACGAAAAAGCUCACCGCCAGAGAUUUUCAGAAGUUGGAACGCGAGGCACGGAUAUGCAGGAAAUUGCAGCAUCCGAAUAUCGUGAGAUUACACGACAGCAUACAGGAGGAGAACUAUCAUUACCUCGUUUUUGACCUCGUAACCGGCGGCGAACUGUUCGAGGAUAUCGUGGCGCGAGAAUUCUACAGCGAAGCGGACGCGUCUCACUGUAUCCAACAAAUCCUGGAAAGCGUACACCACUGCCACCACAAUGGAGUUGUGCACAGGGACCUGAAACCCGAAAAUUUACUCCUCGCAAGUAAGGCGAAGGGCGCGGCUGUGAAAUUAGCGGACUUUGGAUUGGCGAUCGAGGUGCAGGGUGAAGCGCAGGCAUGGUUCGGUUUCGCUGGGACGCCCGGUUACCUGAGCCCGGAAGUCCUGAAGAAAGAGCCGUACGGCAAGCCAGUCGACAUCUGGGCGUGCGGUGUCAUUCUUUACAUCCUUCUGGUCGGUUAUCCGCCAUUCUGGGACGAGGAUCAGCAUCGAUUGUACGCGCAGAUCAAGACCGGAUCGUACGACUAUCCAAGCCCAGAAUGGGACACCGUCACGCCGGAAGCCAAGAACCUAAUCAAUCAGAUGCUGACGGUGAACCCAAGCAAAAGGAUCACCGCCAGCGAGGCAUUGAAGCACCCAUGGAUCUGCCAACGUGAACGUGUCGCGUCCGUUGUCCACAGACAAGAGACUGUGGAUUGCUUGAAGAAAUUCAACGCAAGGCGCAAAUUAAAAGGCGCUAUUCUGACGACGAUGUUGGCGACGAGGAACUUUUCCAGUAAGUAUGAUGCACAGGGUCGGAGCAUCAUCACGAAGAAGGGCGAUGGCUCUCAGGUGAAGGAAUCGACCGACAGCAGCACAACGAUCGAGGACGAUGACGUGAAAGAGGAUAAGAAGGGCGGCGUCGACCGGAGCAGCACGGUCAUUGCCAAAGAACCCGAAGGCCCCGCCUCCCAGGGCACGCCCCCCAACAGUCCCGCCGCCGCCGUGUCCGCGUUCUCCAGGGUAGUUGGGGCGGCGAGGGAGACGAACAAGCAGAACCAGGUUCAGGGAGCUAACCCCCUUGGAUUAGCCGCGGUACUCCUACAGGGAGCGCAAGCUGGCAGCGCAGGAAGCGGUAGCAGCAGCGGUAGCAGCAGCAACAGCCAAAACAGCCAGACUGGCGCGUCACCGUCCUCGCCAGCGGCCAUCUACAUCGGCAGCAACCACGCGGCGACGCCCACGGCAUCGUCGCGACGCUACGACUCCUCGAGCAACGAAGCGGAAAUUCGACGCGCGAACAACCCCGGAUACGUGCCGCUUGUUCAAAACGAGUCAGAAGAUGGUAAGAAGAGUACCAACGCCGCACGCCGUCAGGAGAUCAUCAAGAUGACUGAGCAACUCAUAGAAAGCAUCAACACCGGAGAUUUCGAGGCGUACACGAAAAUCUGUGAUCCACAUCUGACUGCAUUCGAGCCAGAGGCUCUAGGUAAUUUAGUCGAGGGAAUGGAUUUCCACAAAUUUUACUUUGAUAAUGCAGUGUUGGGCAAAAACUGCAAAGCCGUGAACACGACGAUCCUGAAUCCCCAUGUACACCUGCUUGGCGAAGAUGCUGCGUGCAUCGCGUACGUUAGGCUGACACAGUACAUGGACAAACAAGGAGUAGCGCACACCCACCAGAGCGAGGAGAGCCGCGUAUGGCACAAGAGGGACAACAAAUGGCAAAAUGUGCAUUUCCAUCGUAGCGCGGUCACAGGCCCGUCGCCGUUCACCUAUAAUCACAAGUAAAUGGAUGGCGACGGUUCGAAAAGAAACAAAGGGGAGGAAGUAGAAGAAAAGGGCCGAUGUGUCGGUGGAUCGCUCGUCGCCUUCGACGCGUGGAAUGGACGAACGAAACCGUUGCGAGAAAACGCGCGACAUCACACGUUACACCCCUGGAGUGUCCUGGCACACGAUAACGAUCGGGAUAAAUAGAUAAAUACAUAAUACGAUCGUCUAUCUAUUUAUUUAUUUAUCGAUAUACAUGUACACAUGUACACACAUACACACGAACACACACGUGGGACACGCGUAUAAAUUAGUAUUAAGCGCGACAAGAAUGGAAUGGAGCGAGAAUUGGUCGCGAAAGUGAUCGGAUAAGUCGGUAUUUUUGACCUCGAUUCAGUACCUGUUCAGCGUACUUACCACGAAGCACCGCGACUUUGUGCCUCGGCCUCGAUGGAGGAGAACGAUUUCUCCUAUUCUCGAUGAAGUGGAUACACGAAGAAAGAAGAAAUUUGGCGGCUUUUCACAAAAAAGGAAGACUGUAAUUUAUAUAUAUAUAUGUAACGAAAAAUCUUUUAAUCGGUGAAGAAAAUUGUGUUCGAGAUUUGUCUGAAAGUUUCUUCUUAUAAGUGUCAAUCAAGGAAUAAUAAUAAUAAUAAUAAUAAUAAUAAUAAUAAUAAUAAUAAUAAUAAUAAUAAUAAUAACAUUACCGAGAUACGUUAUACUAUAGAACAUUAAAAUGAAUAUUCAUGUAAAGAAGGGGGAAAAUAGAGGAAUUUCCAAAUGUCUCGAUUUUCCGCAUCUUCAUUCCGUCUCCAUCUCUAAAACUCGAGGAACAAUCUUGCCAAUUUUCUAAACGCAAAUCACAGCAAAAGAGAAGCAACAGAAAUAAUAUAUUGAUAAAAAUAAUUGGAAUAGAAGAUAAGAAGAGACGAGAAGAAGAUAGAAUUACAGAAAGAAAGAAGAGAAUCAAAAUGGUGGAAAAAACCAGAAGCAGAAGAGCGUGUGUUCCAGUGGUCGUCGAGGUGGUCAGCGGUGAACAUGAAAGCGGGAAGUACGCGUAUAUCCAGGAAAUUGGAAGGAAAGAAUAGGAACGUGGUGAUGGUGGUUGGAAUGGUUACACAGCAUGGGAGAAGAUGAAGCCGCGUUCGACGAGGGAGAUGACGCCGGCACGUCGGCAACCACGCGUAUUUAGUUCGUAUGAUAGUCGCUGUACAGAACAAUCUUCCAUUGUAAUUUUUUUUUUUCUUCUAAUUUUCGUUCUCGUCUCUCGCUACGACGACACACCGGAAAAAAAAAAAGAAAAGAAGGGGAAAUCCAUUGUAGAUUCGCGCGCGCGCGCGCUAUCUCUUGUGAGUAACAAGUAUGAAUACAUACACACACACACACACGCGCGUAGAAAUUUGUCCAAGCGUACCUGCGUAUCGUUGCAUAAUUCGUAUUCGUCGAAUUACGUUUCCUGGCAUUCUGUUUAAUUCACGAGAAAUGUUAAUAUAUCGUACAACAUUGUUUAAAAAAAUGAUUUCACGAAACACUCUCUUGUUUAUAUGAUCAUAUACUAUGAUUGUAAACGAUACCGUACGUACUCUUACAAGAAGCGAGCAAGCUCUAUAGAUCUAUAGAUCUUCGACAAAGAAAAGAAAAAAGCUUCUCGCUCGAGAUUAAUAUCGGUGCAUACGCUCGCGUUGUACACACACACAUAUACACACGUACAAACAUACAGAGAUUAUGCGCGAUAAGUCCAAGGGGGAGAGAAGAGCGAUCUUUAAACGUUGUUACCUCAUCGUCGUAAGGGAUAAAUAACGCGACUGGCGCGACUCACGAUCGUAAGUCAGCCUCGCGUACGUUCCGUUUUACAAGUCGAAUCCUCGAGGGCUACGUCGAACGUGAGACCAAGAGACGAAGAGAAAAAUGGAUAAAAGAAAGAAAUUUCGAGUCGAAAAAAGAAAAAGGAUCGAAGAAAAGAGUGAGAUUCGUUCGCGUAGCUCGGUGUACGAAAGGAUCGAUCCACACUUCCGGCGUUCGUCGAUGGAGAAGAAGAAAACGAACGAAUGAAAGAAAGAAGAGAACGGCACGGGGGAGGAGAAUAAACAGAACGAAAGUCUGCGCGCAGAGUGAAGUAGAUGUAACACGUUAUAUCUACGGCGGACGUUGUUAAGAAGCAACGAGGAGAACUUGGAUGAUCUGCGAUUUUUUCUCGUCGGGUUCACGAGGCACCUUCGUUCCAAGAGACGAGUAAGAAAUAAUAAUAACGAAUAAUAGGAAGAGAGCAGAAAAAAGAAAAUGGGACGAAAAGAGGAGAGAGAGAGAGAGAAGGAAGGGUAGAAAAGAAACAAAAAAAAAAAGAUAACACACGAAAAAAAAAAUCUUUCUUACACCGUUCGUACAUCCUCUAUUAAUUAAUUAAUUAAUUAAUUAUUAAAUACGACUUUACGAGAGUAUAAAUCGAUUAUAUAUAUUAUAUAUAAAUAUAAAUGAACAAGAUUAUCUAGGAAAGAAUAUGAGAAGGAUUGAGAUACACAGGGAAAACGGGGGAGGGGGCGGAAGAGGGAACGGUGAAGAAAGAGAGAGAGAGAAAUGGAUAAAAGAAAAAAAAAAAAUAUCGGAGGAACAUUUUUGCCAUCUUGUUAUAUAAUUUAUAUGUAUAUUAUAUGUAUAUAUACACACAUAUACAUAUAUAUAUAAAUAUACAUAUAUAUAUUAUAACAUAUAAAUGCGCGCGUAUGCGUGCGGAAAUAAAUGGUACGCGCGUUUCUCUCGCGUUGGAACCGUGUGUUGCCACCGAUAAUAUAUAUAUAUAUAUAAAGAGAGAGAGAGAGAGAGAAAUCGGUCGUUGGAUCGUUGUGGUUCUUCGACAUUUCAUUGAGUUGUUAAUCUUCUUUGUUAAUCUUUGUUAAUUCUUGUUAACUCCAUAGUUUUUUAUUUAUUCGCCGUUCAUUGUACUCGGUUCAGCGUCGAUUUAGAGAUCGGUGAGAUGAAUGUCUAGGAAAUUUUUAAUUACGAAUAAUACGAGUAUAUAUAAAGUCCGAUAUUAAUAUAUAUAUACAUAUAUAUACAUAUAUAUAUACUUUGACUUGUUCUUCCUUUCAUCGAGUUGUUUCAAUAAAAUAAAAUCGUUUAUCAUCGAUUGAAUUCUACUAUAUAUAUGUAUAUAUAUUAUAUUAAUUAAAUAAAACUCGAUCAAUCGAGCGUUGAAUCGACGCGGAAUCGGUUUCUCGCCAUCGAAACACGCUCGAGAACGCGUGUCCACGUACGUGCGCGCGCGCGCUCGUUCCACAACUAUCGCAUAUAUAUAUAUAUAUAUAUUUAUAUAUAUAUAUCGAUAUAGGAUACCAGAACGAGAGGGAUGAAGGAGGAAACGGAUGAAAAGACGAUUAAAGGAUGGAGAGAGAGAGAGAGAGCGAGAGAGAGCGAAAGAGAGCGAGUGAGCGAGAGAAAGAGAGAGAGAGAGAGACAAACGAUUUAAUAUAUUGCAAAUACUAUAUUAUAAAUAUAAAUAUAAACAUAAAAUUAAAACUUAAGGAAUAGUGUUAUUUCUACUACUCUAAUUCGUCGCUUCUAUACGUGUGAUUGUUGUAUAAAAAAAAGAACAAAAAAUACGAUUAUUGAUUUAUUAUCAUUGUUAUUACACGAUUAUCAUUACACGUUACGAUUACUACUAUUACUAUAAUUAUUAUUAAUUAUUGCCGAACGAAAACAGUAUAUUAAGCCGAAAGAAUGUGGAGAAUGUGGGAAAUUGUUGUUGAAAGGAAACGGGAAGAAGAUUAAAAAAAAAGGAAAGUAAUGGAAGUGAAGAAGAAGAAGAAGAAGAGAACGUGAUGUAAGAGAGAGAGAGAGAAGGAAUAGUUUACACGAACCGAUUUUUUUCCUACGAUAAAAGGUAUUUCUUAAUUGACGUACGAAUGGAUCCUUAAAGGAGGCAGAAAUCGUAGACAGGAGUAAGCUUUCUAAGAAUGGAACCGAAUGGAAGAGUAGCAACAUCCAUUUAACAAUGAAAGGGAAAAAUAGAAAGGAGGGAAGAAGAAGCGACGCGUGAAGAUUCAUUAUACGUAUCUUUAUGAAUAAUGCGUUUGCAAGUCGGUGAUCGAGAACGAUGAAAAGUAUUACCAAUUUAGAUAAUCUUACAUCGAUUGAUCGAGAAAAGGAAUUGAAGGAUGUUGAUGGAUGUGUUGGAGGAAGGCACACGCUCAUUCGCGCGCGUUAUUUAAAAAAAGUUGUUUCUUAUGAAGAAUGAAAAAAGAAAACCCGUAAUAAAAUUAAAAACGAGGAAAGAAAAAUUCUGAACUGAAUUGGAGAAAAUAAAAGGAAACACGAUUUCACAACGCGGAGGGACGUGUCUCGCAUCAGAUUUUGCUGAAAGUCCUUUCUUUCCAAAGAGAAUAAAAAUGAUAUAAUUAGAUCAUUUGAGUUUUUAGGGGACAGUGAUAAUUAAACAAUCGUUUCUCCAUCGAUACAAACCUCUCUUGUAGAUUAUAUAUAUAAGUCUCUACGAGUUUUCUCUCGUUAAUUCUACUUGUGUUUCAACAGUUUCUUCAUACUCUUCUUCUUUAUUGAUUAGAAAUUUAUGAUUGAUUAAUGGAGCUUUCUUCCUUGCAUCUUCUUUUAAUAUCUUCUUUCUUUAACGCAGCAGAAAGUUUCUAGAAACUCUUCAAAAAUAGAGAGAAUCUUUUGAAAUUUCAUUCAAGUUUCCUCUGUAAUCUUUUUUCCAUCUACAAUUGAAAUUAAAAUCAAUUAAUUAAUCACUCCUUUUCGUCAAGAAAAUCAAUGGAGCCUGCAUCUUCGAUCGUCUCUUGUUGACAAAUCAUCUGAUUCGAAACCUCUCGUCGUUUCCUUCCACUUCAUUGCGGAACAUCGAUGAUUAAAGUUCAAUCAGAAUUCGCAUAAUCGACGCAUUUCCACGCGUGACAUUUUCCCCUCGAACAAGCCACUUUCAGCAAGAUCUGCUUUGUAAUCGAAUAAUUUCGCGAUUUCGCAGGCAUUGUUCGAGAUUUUUAAAACGAAUUGGGAGGAGAGUUCGAAGAAUUUGAGAGGGGAAAAAAAUCGUGAAGAAGGGAAAUUGGGAAGGAAGAGAGGAGGAAGUUUUAUGAAUGUUUUUCGUCGCUAGCUUUUUUCUUCGAUAUAAGAAAAUUUUAAACGAAUUAUUAGAUAGAGGGUGAAGGAUGUUCGUCCGAAUGGUAUCCUUUUUCAAUUUUAUGAUAUAUCCGUUCGAUUUUAUUACAUCGUGCAUGAUAUAAACGUAACGAUCAACCAAGUUGGACAAGCACUUUUACUUUCCUCUUAUCUGUAACGCGAUCUUCGAGAUCUUUUUUCCUGCUUUUCCGACUCUGAAACUCUCGUCGUUACACAUUUCUCGUAUCGAACGCUGAUUCGAACAGUGUUUCAAUCGAAUCCCCUCCCUAUUGUUGAUAGAAAGGGUGGAAUUCUCCCUCCUUUGCUUCCCCCUCGUCUUCCUGUUUAACGUAGGAAGCUUCGAGGGAUGAGAGGGAAAGAGAGAGAGAGAGGAAGAGUGCUUUCUUGACUGACAAUUCUUCUUCAAUCAAUUAUUAUCGUUAAGGGAAAAAUAUUAUAUUCGAGUAACGGGGAUGUUUAAACUUGAAAAAAAUUUUAUAUAAAUUUUUUGAAACUUAAAGAAGAGUUUAAAGAUGGAAAAAUUACGUGUAAAACAAUUCAAAACAUUCGAUUGAAUCAAGUCUUGCGUUAGAUUGGCCAUACACUUUUUCGCGCAUGAAUUGGAGGAAGAAUGAUGAAAGGGGUUGAAGUGUUGGAAAAAAAAAAGAGAGAGAAAGAGUUUAAAAAAAAAGGAAAAAAAGAAAACGGUCAAGAACCGUGACAACCGAAUUACCGAGAUUCAAUCAACAUCUUAGCGGUUAAUCGCCGUAGAAUGUAAUUAAAUCUAGCGUUUUAAGAAUGAAAAAAAGAAAAAAGAAAAAAAAAAAUCUAUCAUCUAUUCUACCGUGAUGAGAGAACCGCGACGCAGCGACGAUCAUCGUCUCGCUGUAGCUCACGCGCGCACACACACACACUGACCGAUUGCUGCGUAUGCACGAUUUUAUUACAGCGAUUUUUCUGCGCCACGUUUUUAGAAGAGUACACACCAGCGAAAAAAACUCGAGAGUUUUUUAGGAAUGCGGACUGAAACCAUAGAGAGCCAUAAAGAGCCGUGAAGAAAGAAUAUUUAAGGGAAAAAAAAAAAAAAAAAAAUAACACAAGUUCCUCCCCGAGCGUUUCCUCUUCCGGGAUGCUCGACGAAUCUGAAGCGUGGUCCGAAGUCGUCGGGAAAUCACGAAGUCACGAAGAGAUGCGAUUGAAAAAUAUAGUUCGGUGUUGCAGUUUCUUUCAGAAUUUGGAUCUUUUCUUUUCAUGAUUAAUCAGGAGAGUAGUCAUUAAGAGUAAUUCGUUCUGUCUUCAGAAAAGUCUAUCCAUCUUUUUAAUUAGACUUCUUAUUUUUAUUCUUCUAUUUCUUCUUUCCUCCCUCGAAUAUUGUAAUACAAUUUAUGCUAAAAACAAGAAAUUAAGUUAGUAAAGAAAUAUAAUAUAUUAGAAAGAUCGAUUACAAGUAACCGGAAGUAUAGAUCUUGCUCUUUGGAUCUAAAGGAUAUUGGUACCGAGUAUUAACAUUUCCUUGUUAAUUUCGUCGAGGUUAAAAGGAAACAAUUAAUACUUAGAAGUAUCCUUAGCUAAUUCUAUUAAUUAAUUAUCUAAAUUAUCUUAUUACCUUCUUCAGCGCUUUUCAUUGCCAAUAAAAUCUCCUACUCUGCCGUAUCUAAAAAACAAAUCUUUUAAAUCCAUUUUAACAAUAAACAAAUAUAAUCAAUUUAACAAACUUAACCCAACGAAAUUACAUAUUUGAUAAUUUUCCCGAGCUAUAUUUACAUAAUCGUCAAUCUCCUGGUGCAAAUUUUUCACGUAAAAAAAAAAUAAAAAUAAAAAAAAAAUGAACAAAUCGGAAGAUCACAGGUAGUCGUAACCCUUUUUCGAUAAGAAAAAAAAAAAAAGAAAGAAAGUAAGAGCCGGAACCAAGGUUCCUAAAUCGAAUCUCCGACGCAAAUAUCCUCGAGUGCGAAAUAUAUUCUCGAGACUCGCCCUCGAAAGAAGAAGAAGAAGAGUAUUCUUCCUCCAAAAAUGGACAAUCGCGUUGCCGGACCGAGGAUUCUCGUUUCAUUUCUCGCUCAACGCGAAUUGUCUCGAUUGGAAUAAGAGUUUCCAGAGAGCGAUUCCCAGAGGAAGUUUUCACACAGCGAAACGCAUCAUUUCCAUCCGAUAUAUAACACCGAAAAAAAAAAUAUAACGGCGGCUGCGAGGAGAGAGAGCAACGUAAAAAAGAGACACGGUCUUGGGCUAAUUUUGUACCUCUCCUUUCGUCUCUACUUCCAAGAGAGAGAGAGAGAGAGAGUCCGCGUUUCGAAAGAUUUUUUAUCGUUCCGUAACUUUUUGCGAUCCUACCUACUACUACUACUACUACUACGUACGCAAUAUAGAAUUAUUGAUUAAAAUUGAUUAAUGUAAACUUUUUAGCGUGUGCGUGCAUGCGUCUAUUUGUGCAUGCGUGCGCGUGGAAAAAAAAACCAUAUAAUAAUAAUAAUAAUAAUGAUAAAUCUAAUUGAGGUACAGCUCGGUUGAUUUUGCACGAUAUUUCGGAUCCGAUCGAUCCGAUCGUUUCGCCCACUUUCUCUUCGGCCGUUUUCGAACGCGUACGUCGAAAUCUCGAAUUAAAGAAAAAAAAAAAUAAAAAAAAUAGUAAUAUAAUAAGAUAAAGAGUCUGGAAAGUUCUCGACUCGAUCCACGCGUCGUUUCAUGCGUCGAUAUAUCUUACAUAUCUUCUUACAUUGCAAAAUCGAGAGGAGAAGCAUAGAUGAUGGGAAAUGAAUUAUAUGGAACGUUUAAAAUCGAUGAAAACUCGCCAAAAAUAUAUAUAUAUAUAUUUGAAUAUAUAUAUUUAAUCGCACACGCGACAGUGCGAUUUUUUAAUCCUUGCUUUUUAUCCUCGAAUCGUGCGCGUCGAACGGCCGAAUUAUAUAUUUGGAGGCAAUUCAAAAAAAAAGAAAAAAAAGAGAAAUAAAAAUAGUAAACGACGAAUUAAAAACCCUUUCGAGCUUAAUAAAAGAAACCAGGAAAUAAAAAUAAGGAAAAGAAUACGUGGGAUGGGAUGGGAAGCAAGUGAAGUAAGAAGAAAAGGAAAAAAUGAGUGUGCAAAGAUAGGAAGAAGAAAUGCAUACGUGAGAAAGAGAGGGAAAAAAAAUGCAAGACGAGUUCGAGGAGCGAAUUUGAUUUUUCGAUGAUAAUGAUGAUGGAGGACGGUGUGUUGAAGAAAGAGAGAGAAAAAAAAAAGGAAAAAAAUAGGAAAAAAAAAAGUUAUUAAAUAACAAAGAAGAGAUACGAAUUCUUUUUAGCGGACGUGCGAUCCAACUGUGCCUCGAAUAAAAUCUUGAGCGACGUCCCCUCCGACUAAACGAAAAAAAAAAAAAAAGGAAAAAAUCACAAAAAAGAUGUAAAAAAAAAAGGAAAAAAAAAAAAAAGAUUAUGACUAUGUAAUAGAUUGUAAACGUUCACUACUAUUCUUAUUGAUAUUAUUGUCAUUAUUAUUACUGUCAUCAUUAUUAUAUUGUCAUUGUUAUUGUUACUAUGAUUAUACCGUCACGCGCAUUUUAGAGGAAUUAUUCACGUGCAAUCUGCGAUGGCGAAUUCCGCGCGACAUUCGUGUUUUUACUUCUUGAGCGUUGCGAUGGAGAGAGAGAGAGAGAGAGAGAGAAUAGUAGAAAAAAAAUGAGAGAGAGAGAGAGAACGAUACGGGGUGAAACGAUAUGGUGAUAGAUUCACGGACAACGGACAGAGAAUUAUUAUUUUUCGAAUUUAAUUAUCCCGAGGGAUAAAAUAAAUUCCAAUGUUCGAAGGAAGAUUUUCUAUGGAGAGAGUGGCGAAAAUUCUCCGCGAAAACGAAAAAUCAAUUCUCGAAUUCAUCGAUCUUCUCGACGCAUUGCUAUUUUUCUUCACUUAAGAAUAUUGUAAUAUUUCGAUUCUAGUUUUUAUCAAAGUAUAUUCCAUAUGUAAAAAUGUAGAAAAAUUUUCAAACUUUUUAACGCUAAAAUCCCCGCGCCAUUUAACUCCUCGUUUAAUAAUUAACAAUUUACUUCGAUAUCGAGUUUAGCUUAUAAUAGGAUAAA